Penicillium canariense is the source of this 921-nucleotide messenger RNA. RefSeq names its product lytic polysaccharide monooxygenase. The coding region runs from base 1 to 921 and encodes 306 amino acids. The record is from RefSeq and is a predicted model, not a curated record. The transcript has a single exon. NCBI's taxonomy places the organism in Eukaryota, Fungi, Ascomycota, Eurotiomycetes, Eurotiales, Aspergillaceae.
AUGAAGCAAUUCACUACUACUGCCGCUACCCUCGCGGCGCUACUCCCUCUCGUCCACGGGCAUGGCUUCGUGACCAGCCCCACGGCCCGUAUGCCCGGCUCCGCCAUGAAGGCCGCCUGCGGCGACCAGGUCGAGGUUAACCAGCAGUCCGACAACUACGGCAACAUCCAGGGCGAGCUGCAGGUCGCCGCUAGCCAGAGCGACUACAACGCUGCCGAGUGCGACAUCUGGUUGUGCAAGGGCUACAAGUUCGCCGACAACACGGACAAUGUGUACUCGUACACUGCCGGCCAGACGAUUGACUUCACGGUUGAUAUCCGCGCGCCGCACACGGGUAUUGCUAACGUGUCGGUCGUGGAUACCGCCAGCAACGCUGUGAUCGGUGACCCCCUGAUCUAUUGGUCUGUGUAUGCGUCGACCGCGACUGGUGUUACCGCCAAUGAGACUAGCUUCAGCGUGACCCUCCCCGAUGAUCUGGGCAGUAAAUGCGCCACUGCUGGUGACUGUGUGCUGCAAUGGUACUGGUAUGCACAGUCGAUUGACCAGACCUAUGAGUCUUGCGUUGAUUUCACUGUUGGCGGCUCCGGCUCCAGCUCGUCUGGCUCCUCCAGCUCCAGCUCUAGCUCGAGCGUUGGGACUUCGGCGGCGGCGGCGGCGGCGGCUUCAUCGUCCGCCCCCGCGGAGACUUCCACUUCCACCUCUGCCGCUGUUGAGACGACUUCCGCUGCUCAGACCAGUGCCGCCGUUGUGCAGGCUGUGACCACCUUCGCCACCCAGGCCCGUCAGUCCUCGCAGCCCAGUACCGUCGUGGCUACCCCCAGCGGCGUUACGAGCGCGCAGGCCAUCCCGACCAACGGCAGCGCCCAGGACAUGCUGGACUAUGUCUCGGCCAUGCUCAAGUACCUUGUGAGCAACAACUAA